Lolium rigidum is the source of this 1649-nucleotide messenger RNA. RefSeq names its product pentatricopeptide repeat-containing protein At1g77360, mitochondrial. The record is from RefSeq and is a predicted model, not a curated record. Lineage: Eukaryota; Viridiplantae; Streptophyta; Magnoliopsida; Poales; Poaceae. Gene Ontology annotation, molecular function: protein binding. The transcript has a single exon. Bases 181 to 1635 code for a protein of 484 amino acids.
UCCAGUUCACGAGAUAUACUCCUGCACGGUGAUUGCCCAGUCGCCGCCGGCCGCCGGCCGCCGGGGUGCACUUCGCCUCUUGGUCUUGGAUAUCUGACCUUGGUGAGCCAGUGGACUAGUGGAGUACGAUUAUUAUCUCGGAGCUGGACCACAGCUGCUUGUGAAAGUGCCGAUAGCGGCAUGGCCGGAUUCAGCCACACCUGUUCGGAGGCACGCAAGGUGUUCACCAGAAUGCUUAGCAGCGGGGUUGGAGGAAACGACCUCGCCGUGGAGGCUUUUGACCCGGCCAAGCGCCUCUGCAAGCUCAUCAUCUCCUGUCGGCACGCCUCUGGGCUCGAGAUCGAGCUCGAUCACUGCGACCUCCGUGUCACCCCCGAUGUCGCCGAGCGUGUCCUCGAGCGUCUUGACAACGCUGGCAUGCUCGCAUACAGGUUCUUCGAGUGGACACGCAAGCAGAAGCGUGGGGGCUGUGCCCAUACUGUCCGCUCCUACCACACGGUGGUCACAUCCCUCGCCAAGAUCCGCCAGUACCAGCUCAUGUGGGAUGUUGUUGCCAUCAUGCGCAGGGAGGGUGUGGUCAAUGUCGAGACCUUUGGCAUCAUCAUGCGCAAGUAUGCCCGGGCUCAGAAGGUCGAUGAAGCUGUUUACACAUUCAAUGUCAUGGAGAAGUACGGUGUGGUACCCAACCUCGCCGCUUUCAACAGCCUGCUUGGUGCGCUGUGCAAGUCUAAGAAUGUGCGCAAGGCGCAGGAGAUCUUUGACAAGAUGAACGGCCGGUUCAGCCCUGAUGCCAAGACCUAUAGCAUCUUGCUUGAGGGCUGGGGGAGAGCGCCUAAUCUCCCAAAGAUGCGAGAGGUCUACAGUGAGAUGCUUGAUGCAGGUUGCCAACCUGACAUAGUCACGUAUGGCAUCAUGGUUGAUUCUCUGUGUAAGACGGGCCGUGUUGAAGAAGCCGUCCUUGUGGUGCAGGACAUGAGCACCAGGGGCUGCCAACCAACAACCUUCAUAUAUAGUGUGCUAGUGCACACGUAUGGUGUGGAAUACAGGAUUGAGGAUGCUGUUGCAACAUUUUUGGAUAUGGAGAAGGAUGGGAUUGUACCAGAUGUUGUGGUUUAUAACGCACUCGUCACUGCAUUCUGCAGAGUGAAAAAAUUUGAGAAUGCAUUCAGAGUCAUGGAUGACAUGGAAGGCCAUGGAAUCACCCCGAACUCAAGGACCUGGAACAUCGUCCUUAACAAGCUGAUUAGCCUUGGAAAGGAUGACGAAGCAUACAGGGUCUUUCGCCGUAUGAUAAAGCGUUGCCAACCAGACUCUGAUACAUAUACCAUGAUGAUAAAGAUGUUUUGUGACAAUGACAGGGUAGAGAUGGCACUGAAGGUGUGGAAGUAUAUGAGGUUGAAGCAGUUUCUGCCUAGCAUGCACACAUUUUCGGUGCUGAUCAAUGGGCUGUGUGACAAGGGUGAGGUUAGCCAAGCUUGUGUUCUACUUGAAGAUAUGAUAGAGAAGGGCAUUAGACCUCCAGGUUCGACAUUUGGCAAGCUAAGACAGCUGCUUCUAAAGGAAGGAAGGAAGGAUGUGCUUGACUUUCUCGUUGACAAAAUGAAGAUUCUGAUUCAGGAACCUCUGUUUGAUUGACCACUCAUUACAUU